Molecule: messenger RNA, 1227 nt
Organism: Balaenoptera musculus (blue whale)
Lineage: Eukaryota; Metazoa; Chordata; Mammalia; Artiodactyla; Balaenopteridae
Gene: CHMP3
Product: charged multivesicular body protein 3
Exons: 6
Coding region: 16-840 (274 amino acids)
Biological process (GO): endosome transport via multivesicular body sorting pathway; protein transport; late endosome to vacuole transport
Cellular component (GO): multivesicular body; ESCRT III complex
Source: RefSeq, a predicted model, not a curated record
GACCCGAGUCUGCGCAUGAGUUGGGCGCAUGCGCACCAAGGCUCCCCGCGGCCGCUCCCUGCUCCUGGCGCCCCGACUCCUAGCCUCUCAGCGGCCCCGCCCAGGCGGCUGCCCGUGACCUGCCUGGGCGCAGGGAACGGAAAGCUGGGAGGGGUGAGACGAGUUCAGUUCGCCAUGGGACUGUUUGGAAAAACCCCAGAGAAGCCGCCGAAAGAGCUGGUCAAUGAAUGGUCAUUGAAGAUAAGAAAGGAAAUGAGAGUUGUUGACAGGCAAAUAAGAGAUAUCCAAAGAGAAGAAGAAAAAGUGAAACGAUCUGUGAAAGAUGCUGCCAAGAAGGGUCAGAAGGAUGUCUGUGUGGUUCUGGCCAAGGAGAUGAUCAGGUCAAGGAAGACCGUGAGCAAGCUCUAUGCAUCCAAAGCACACAUGAACUCCGUGCUCAUGGGGAUGAAGAACCAGCUGGCGGUUUUGCGAGUGGCUGGUUCCCUGCAGAAGAGCACAGAAGUGAUGAAGGCCAUGCAGAGUCUUGUGAAGAUCCCAGAAAUCCAGGCCACCAUGCGGGACCUGUCCAAGGAGAUGAUGAAGGCUGGGAUCAUAGAAGAGAUGUUAGAGGACACUUUUGAAAGCAUGGAUGAUCAAGAAGAAAUGGAAGAAGCAGCAGAAAUGGAAAUUGACAAAAUUCUGUUUGAAAUCACCACAGGGGCCUUGGGCAAAGCACCUAGUAAGGUGACCGACGCCCUCCCAGAGCCUGAACUUCCAGGAGCGAUGGCUGCAUCAGAAGAUGAGGAGGAGGAAGAGGCCCUGGAGGCCAUGCAGUCCCGUCUGGCCACACUCCGCAGCUAGGGCUGCCCAGCCAGGCCCGCAGGCUCUCCUCCAGCCCUGCCACCGGGCACGCACUCCUUGAAGCCUCCGCCGUUUUCUGUAUCUCUUGCACUACACCUCUGGGUGAGGCACUGCGUUCUGGAGAACGUUCUCUGCUAAUCUCUCUUCACUCUCUGCAGAGGUUUGGGGAUCUCAAUGGAAUUGUUUUAAGAGGUGGUGUAAUAAAUGCAUCAUUUCAGGAGAAUAAACAGAAGUAUCUUUUGGGGGAUGAGGGCAAAGAAGUCUGUCUUCUCAUGAAGCACUUCUGAGAAUAGAGUCAAUUGCCUGAAUGUUGAGGACUCUAUAUUUUUUUUUGUCUGUAAAACACUAUAUAAAUGGAUUUUAAUAAAUUUCUGCUUUAACACUUGG